Messenger RNA from Striga asiatica, 962 nucleotides. NCBI's taxonomy places the organism in Eukaryota, Viridiplantae, Streptophyta, Magnoliopsida, Lamiales, Orobanchaceae. The record is from the annotation of a GenBank genome assembly.
CUGACCUCUCUCUCUCUCUUUCUCUCUCUCUCUCUCAAUUCAGAUAUUUUAUAUGGAAUGUUGCCGAUAAACCCUAACUCAAUCCUGCCCCUGCCGAGACCUCCUGCUCUCCCGCUCCGCGCUCCAAUCUCAGCCUUCCGCGUGCGCGCCGCCGUCGGCGACGCGUCCUCGCGCUCGUGGUUCAGCUUUCCGACCUCUUUGGACGCCGGCGGCGGCCGAAACACAGCGGAUAAUGUCGGGUCAGUCUCUUCCAGUGACAGCAAUAAGCAUUCGAAAAUCAAGGCCAAGGAGAAAUGGUCGAGGAAUCGCGAGAGCUACCUUACCGACGACGACGAGCCUUUGCCUCUUCCGAUGACGUACCCCAAUUCAUCUCCCGUUUCGCUUGAGGAAAUCGACAAGAGGCUCAAUUGCGAUCCUGAAAUAAUGGAUUGCAAGCCAAUGGUCUAUGAAUGGACCGGAAAAUGUCGUAGUUGUCAAGGGACAGGAUUGGUCAGCUAUUAUAACAAGAAAGGAAAAGAGACCAUCUGCAAAUGCAUUCCUUGCCUUGGCAUUGGAUAUGUGCAGAAAAUAACAGCUCGCACAGAAAUUGAUGUGAUGGAGGACUUGGAUAACGGGAAGCCCCCGUGAUUUGCAUAUGCACUCGUUUCAUUAGUUAUUUUUGGUGCUCAGGGUGCAUUCUUGGAAAAAUUAUUACUUUGUUUCCGGGUAUAGUCUAGCAACUCUGUGGAAAGAGGCUGGAAAGUGAGAUGUGAUCUUCUUAGCCCAUUUUAUAGUUCCAUGCUUUUUAACAUUCUGCUGUAAGAUCUUCAUUUACUUAAAAUCAACCUUGUUUUCGGAUUAGAAUGUUGAUAAUUCCCUACUCAAAUUCCACAUGGAUUUUUGGAAUUCACAUGUAUAAAAAAAUUGAAUUUGGCACUAAUCGAAAAUACUAUUUAUUUAUCAUAUUUAUGUUUUUUGAAAUA